AUGAUGGUAAUUAAAAUGCAAUCUAUUAAUAAUGUUAGAACAUUAAUAAAUAUACCUGAUAUCAUGGCUUUUUUAAGCUUUAAUUCUAAAGAAAUAAUUGAAUUAAAACAGCGUAUUUGUUUUAUUGAUGAAGAUAAUAAACGAUUUAUGGUCAAAGCUGGAAUUCAAACCAAUAUUGAUAAUUUAAUAUCAGUACUUAAAGAUAAAAGAAAAAAACAAACAAAACGAAGAAAAACUUCUAAAUCAUCAUCACAAUCAUCAAUACAAUUACAUGGUGAUCUGUUCAAUGCAUUGGCAUCAAAUAUGUCUAAUUUAGCUUCUAUUGAUUCACAAUUAAUACCAGUAUUUUCAACAACACCUAAAAUCAAUUCACCAAGUUAUUACAUACAAAGGAUUUCUGAUAGUAUUGAAAAAUUCUGUAUCAAUACAUUCGAAAAAUUUAUUCUAAGAAAUGUAAUUGAUUAUGAAAUUCAUGUGAAUAUACUAGAUGCAGAUAUUAAUGGGUGCAUUAAAUGUGGAUGUAAUACCACUAUUAAAAUUGUUUUUCGUUCGAAAUCAAAUACAUUUCAACUUUCUGCUUAUUUAAAGCAUUUAAAGAACAGUCGUUGUACAAUGAUCAAGAAGAAAAAACAAGCAUUCGAUAAGCUUUCCAGCAUCAACAAUAACUUAUCGAAUUUUGUCCUACAGGAUGAUGAUGAUGAUAAUUCCAAUACGAACAAUAUUCAAAAUGUUUCUGAUGAAGAAAAUUUGGACGAUAAAGAUAGCAGUUUUUCAACAAUGAUCAAUAACUCAAUCACAACUGCUUCAAAUUCUUUUAGAAAAAAGCAAUCAUUACCACCUGGAUCAAUAUCAAGUAUUACCAAGAAGACCAGAUCAUCAUAAUGAAUAAAUUAACUUAGAUAUUUUAGUUACUUUAUAAUAUGUAUUAUUGAUCUAUCACUUUUUGUAUGAUAAUCUUUUAUGAUAGUCGAAAAUUUUUUAAUGUAGAAAUUACACAUUGAAUUAGAUCGUUUGUUUUUUUAUUCAUUUUCAUGUAUAGCUAUUUGUUUCAUUGUAAAGAUGAUUGUAUUUAUUAGUAUAUUCGUUCAAUUGAAAUAAAGAUAAUUGUAUUUAUUAAUAUAUUCGUUCAAUUGAAAUAAAGAUGAUUGUAUUUAUUAAUAUAUUCGUUCACUUGAAAUUAAAGGGAAUCUUAAAAAUUAACUGAAUGUAGUAUCAUUGUUUUAGAACGAUUAUAAUAAUUUAAUAAC
Molecule: messenger RNA, 1247 nt
Organism: Rotaria sp. Silwood1
Lineage: Eukaryota; Metazoa; Rotifera; Eurotatoria; Philodinida; Philodinidae
Source: the annotation of a GenBank genome assembly